UAGAGGUUGGACUUUGGGAAAACCCGGAAAUGUGUUGGAUGUGUGGUUGCAAAACCAGCCGUUUUUUUAACAUUUGAAAACAGCGAAAACAGAGAAUAAACAGGCGAAGUGUGGACUAUCCAAUCACAUGGCGAUUAGGGAAAAUGAGGAUUAUCCAGGGACAAAUUCCCUAAAUCUCCACCCCAGCCAAAUUCAACGACAACCUGGUCCAGCUGCUGGGAACAACCUUCCUUUAACUCCAGAUCUCCUCUAGUUGAACUUCUGGUGGCUUGGACACUUCAGUUGGUCUGAACAACCCACCUGUAACCUUCCUGUGGAGACGGGGGUCAAGACUGAGGGAGAGCCAUCAGAAGUAUCACUGGAAAAAGCUGAGGAGCAGAUGCAGGAACAGAAAUGAGGAGUCAAGAUGGAGCAAAGAGACAAGAGGGGAGACAAACACACACCCCAGGAUAUGAAUCCAGAAACCUCUCAGGAUGCUGCAUAUAAAAUUCAACAGGAAACUGAAUUAAAGUACGAAUGCUUGGAAUGCGAAAAGAGAUUUCAGUACAGCUCAGAUCUUACUUCACAUCAAAGAUUGCAUACAGGAGGGAAACCUUAUAAAUGCUUAGAGUGUGGAAAGAGCUUCAGUCAGAGUAGCAGCCUUACUUCGCAUCACAGAACUCACACAGGGGACAAACCUUACAAAUGCUUGGAGUGUGGAAAGAGCUUCAGUCAGAGUAGCAGCCUUACUAAGCAUCAAAGAACUCACACAGGGGACAAACCUUAUAAAUGCUUGGAGUGUGGAAAGAGCUUCAGUGAGAGUAGCAGCCUUGCUAAGCAUCACAGAACACACACAGGGGACAAACCUUAUAAAUGCUUGGAGUGUGGAAAGAGCUUCAGUGAGAGUAGCAGCCUUACUAAGCAUCAAAGAACUCACACAGGGGACAAACCUUAUAAAUGCUUGGAGUGUGGAAAGAGCUUCAGUAGGAGUGGCAUCCUUACUUUGCAUCACAGAACACACACAGGGGACAAACCUUAUAAAUGCUUGGAGUGUGGAAAGAGCUUCAGUGUGAGUAGCAGCCUUACUAAGCAUCAAAGAACUCACACAGGGGACAAACCUUAUAAAUGCUUGGAGUGUGGAAAGAGCUUCAGUGAGAGUAGCAGCCUUACUAAGCAUCAAAGAACUCACACAGGGGACAAACCUUAUAAAUGCUUGGAGUGUGGAAAGAGCUUCAGUAGGAGUGGCCAACUUACUUCGCAUCACAGAACGCACACAGAAGACAAACCUUAUCAAUGCUUGGAGUGUGGAAAGAGCUUCAGUAGGAGUAGCAACCUUACUUCGCAUCAAAUAACUCACACAGGGGACAAACCUUAUAAAUGCUUGGAGUGUGGAAAGAGCUUCAGUCAGAGUAGCAACCUUACUUCGCAUCACAGGACUCACACAGGGGACAAACCUUAUAAAUGCUUGGAGUGUGGAAAGAGCUUCAGUGAGAGUAGCAGCCUUACUAAGCAUCAAAGAACUCACACAGGGGACAAACCUUAUAAAUGCUUGGAGUGUGGAAAGAGCUUCAGUGUGAGUAGCAGCCUUACUAAGCAUCAAAGAACUCACACAGGGGACAAACCUUAUAAAUGCUUGGAGUGUGGAAAGAGCUUCAGUGUGAGUAGCAGCCUUACUAAGCAUCAAAGAACUCACACAGGGGACAAACCUUAUAAAUGCUUGGAGUGUGGAAAGAGCUUCAUGCAGAGAAGCAGCCUUACUUCACAUCACAGAACACACACAGGGGACAAACCUUAUAAAUGCUUGGAGUGUGGAAAGAGCUUCAGUGAGAGUAGCAGCCUUACUAAGCAUCAAAGAACUCACACAGGGGACAAACCUUAUAAAUGCUUGGAGUGUGGAAAGAGCUUCAGUGAGAGUAGCAACCUUACUAAGCAUCAAAGAACUCACACAGGGGACAAACCUUAUAAAUGCUUAGAUUGUGGAAAGAGCUUCAGUCAGUGUGGCCACCUUUCUUCGCAUCAGAGAACACACACAGGGGACAAACCUUAUAAAUGCUUGGAGUGUGGAAAGAGCUUCAGUGAGAGUAGCAACCUUACUUCGCAUCACAGAACACACACAGGGGACAAACCUUAUAAAUGCUUGGAGUGUGGAAAGAGCUUCAGUGAGAGUAGAAACCUUUCUAUACAUCACAGGACUCACACAGGGGACAAACCUUAUAAAUGCUUGGAGUGUGGAAAGAGCUUCAGUAAGAGUGGCAGCCUUACUUCGCAUCACAGAACGCACACAUGUGACAAACCUUAUAAAUGCUUGGAGUGUGGAAAGAGCUUCAGUGAGAGUAGCAGCCUUACUAAGCAUCAAAGAACUCACACAGGGGACAAACCUUAUAAAUGCUUGGAGUGUGGAAAGAGCUUCAGUGAGAGUAGCAACCUUACUAAGCAUCACAGGACUCACACAGGGGACAAACCUUAUAAAUGCUUGGAGUGUGGAAAGAGCUUCAGUAAGAGUGGCAGCCUUACUUCGCAUCACAGAACGCACACAUGUGACAAACCUUAUAAAUGCUUGGAGUGUGGAAAGAGCUUCAGUGAGAGUAGCAGCCUUACUAAGCAUCAAAGAACUCACACAGGGGACAAACCUUAUAAAUGCUUGGAGUGUGGAAAGAGCUUCAGUGAGAGUAGCAGCCUUACUAAGCAUCUGUCUUCACAGUGGAAGAUAUAGGGCAGAUCCCUGAACCUGAACUAACAUUUGCAGGAAGGGAUUCUGAGGAACUGAGACAAAUAGUGGUAACGAGAGAGGAAGUUCUAGGCUUAAUGGACAAUAUAAAAACUGACAAAUCACUGGGCCCGGAUGGCAUCCACCCGAGAGUUCUCAAAGAACUGAAAUGUGAAAUUGGUGAUCUGCUAACUAAAAUAUGUAACUUGUCCCUCGGGUCCUCCUCCGUGCCUGAGGACUGGAA
Messenger RNA from Rhineura floridana, 2930 nucleotides. RefSeq names its product zinc finger protein 91-like. The transcript is spliced from 5 exons. NCBI's taxonomy places the organism in Eukaryota, Metazoa, Chordata, Lepidosauria, Squamata, Rhineuridae. Bases 407 to 2692 code for a protein of 761 amino acids. The record is from RefSeq and is a predicted model, not a curated record. Gene Ontology annotation, molecular function: RNA polymerase II cis-regulatory region sequence-specific DNA binding; DNA-binding transcription factor activity. Gene Ontology annotation, biological process: negative regulation of transcription by RNA polymerase II; regulation of cytokine production; regulation of immune system process.